Melanaphis sacchari is the source of this 972-nucleotide messenger RNA. RefSeq names its product piggyBac transposable element-derived protein 3-like. The transcript has 4 exons. The record is from RefSeq and is a predicted model, not a curated record. Bases 1 to 972 code for a protein of 323 amino acids. NCBI's taxonomy places the organism in Eukaryota, Metazoa, Arthropoda, Insecta, Hemiptera, Aphididae.
AUGGACAACAUUGCCGACGACGUUGACGCAAUUAUCAAUGCUUUAAAUAUUCCUAUCGAAAGUGAAGACGAAAAUUGUGACAUAGUAUAUACAGGAUUGGAAAAUAAUUCAGAAAAACGCUUAAGUACAGAGCCUAAUUUAGGAGCAUGCGCAAAUGUUGUACUACGAUUAUCCAGAAUCGUUCCUAAAUUUCAAAACUUCAAAAUAUAUUUUGAUAAUUAUUAUACCACAUUGGCACUAGUUGUUUACCUAGCAAAACAAGGUAUUUGUUCACUUGGAACAUUAAGAAGAAAUAGAGUGCCUGGUAUAAAAUUAUCAGACGAAAAACAGUUAAAAAAAAAAAGUAGAGGUUUUUUUUCAGAAUGUCUUACACAGAUUGACGGAGUACCGGUAACAGCAACGGAAUGGAAAGAUAAUAAAGUCGUCACUUUACUCUCAAAUUUUUCUGGUGCAGAACCAGCAAGUGAAGUAACACGUUUUGAUAAAAAAAAAAAUGAACAUAUUUCUGUUCCAUGUCCAAACGUAGUUAAAAUUUAUAAUCAGCAUAUGGGUGGAGUUGACCUUUUAGACUCCAUUAUAGCUCGGUAUCUGAUCGCUAUGCGAAGUAAAAAAUGGUACUUUAAGUUGUUCUUUCACUUUAUGGACGUCACAAUAGUCAAUGCUUGGUUAUUAUAUCGAAAAAGAAAAAAAGAAAAUACCAUGUCGUUAGCAGAUUUUCGACGUGAGAUCGCUGUAUCACUUUGCAUGCAAGGGAGCAAUAUAUGUACGCCAACUACAAGAGGAAGAAAACGAAAUAUUAGUGAAUCGCCAAGUGAACCAAAAAAAAAAAGAGGUAUUCAACCAUAUAUGCCACCAACGGAUGUUCGGAAAGAUCAAAUCGGCCACUUUGCCAUUGUUACAAAUUUAAGGGAAAGAUGCAAACUUUGUGGUUUGAAAAGUUCGAUGCAAUGUACUAAGUGUCGAAACAAUUGA